CUAUUAUUUAUUGAAAUUUUCGAAAUUUUAAUAUAUAAAAUUUUGAAAUUUUUUUAAUUUUUCCAAAAGUAAUAUAUUAUUUUAAUAUCAAAAAAAUAUAUAUUAAAAUGUCGAGGGAGUCCGGUAGACGGUCUGUGGAUAUGGGCGACGUGAACCGAAGAUUGAGUAAAGGCAAAGCUAAAGCCACCUCCGACGGUUCGACCUCACGCGGACACGGUUCUCGAGGAAGACACUCCGUCUCUUCGUUUCCUACUGUCCCAGAUCAUUUAAUCGGGGACGCUAUGACGGAUGAAGAAUUCAACCAGAUUUAUUCUGGUAGAGGGGACGCGAAUCUCCCCACUCUUGAUAGUCUAUUCGAGGAUGUUGAUGAAGCAGGACUGGAUAAUCUUGACGGGGACGAUGAGCCUACACCGCAAAGCAACGACGUCAACGUGGAGGCAGGUGAGCCCGAGACCUCUCGAGGUCCGGAAAAAGGGACUACAAGCUAUGGACGGAGUUUUGACAAAUAUUAAAGAAGGAAUUAAAAAAAUUUGGGGGGCUCGUCUUAUUUCGAGAUCCUGGAAGAUGUUCUGUAAGUCUAAGGGUAAAAAAAUAAGUUUUGCUAGAGAUAUCAACAUUAGAUGGAAUAGUACUUACAAAUUGAUUGCACAGAUCCUAAGAUAUAAAGAGGAACUUGCCGA
Messenger RNA from Cuscuta campestris, 680 nucleotides. The record is from the annotation of a GenBank genome assembly. NCBI's taxonomy places the organism in Eukaryota, Viridiplantae, Streptophyta, Magnoliopsida, Solanales, Convolvulaceae.